AUGGAUCUCAAGGGACAGCGGUUUGAAAUAGACCUCUCUGACGACGAAAAUGAGAUUGCAUCAACGUCAAGAAUACCAAAUGGUGCGCUACCAUCACUGCCCUUCGUGAGCGACAUCCAAGAGCGCGUUACAGCACCUCCCUCCGCCCCAACUUUGAAGAAAACUCCUACUGGAUUUCCUGAACACAAAAAGAGGACAAGAAUAUCAGCUUUCAAGCAACAGAGAACACAAGCUGCCGCUCCUUCGAGGACACCUGUAGUAUUUGAUAGACCGAAUGGGGGCGAUUUACAGCCAGCAAGGGGGGUUUCCUCGCGUCAAACCGCACAAUCUUUCGACGAUGACGAACGAAAACGGAUCGAUGAGGAGAAUAAGCAGCGGCUUGCAGCCAUGUCAACCACAGAGAUAGAUGAAGAGAGACAGGAGCUUUUGGCCGGAUUGAACCCUUCUUUAAUCGAGCGACUCCUAAAGCGGGCGAAUUUGGACGAAGGGCGAGGUGAUACUGGCAUAGAUCUGCCAAGUCCGACCAAGGCUCUUGAGGGAGGAGAGGACGCAAACUUGGAGAGGGAAUCAAAAAUCACACCUGCACCUAAGCCAGCUGGACGGCUGGUAGAGCCAUCGAAGUCAGUACGGUUCGAAGAGGACGAGGAGACGAAGGAGCCCGAGGCGAGUGGACUGAACUCCAGCAUAGGCCACGAAAACGUACCAGAUGUGCAUUUUCCAUCUGCUCCUCCAGUCGCAGAUCUAGAUCCUUCGGACCCAUCAUUUCUUGAGAAUUUACACAGUAAAUAUUUCCCCGACCUCCCCAACGAUCCCUCGAAAUUGGCUUGGAUGGCCCCCAUACCUACACACGGUUCUAUUGCAGACCAAGAAUCCCCAUAUUACCCAGCACAUGAAGCUUUGCCAGCGUCGGCUUUGCGGUUUGACUUCAGAGGCGGGAUUUUACCCCCACGUAUUUCAAGAGCCAUGCCUAUCACAAAGGGCCUACACCACCAUGGCGAAGCACCAGAAGCUGCCGGAUACACUGUACCCGAACUAGCAAGACUUUCGCGAUCCGCUUACCCUGCUCAGCGUUGUAUCGCCUUUCAGACCCUUGGGAGACUUUUGUACAGGCUGGGUAGAGGAGAGUGGGGAGAUGAGGAUAAUGAAAUAACUAAGGGCUUGUGGAGAUGUGUGGAGGAGGGCAAGAUUGUUCAGACUCUCGAAGAAGCUGCUAGCGCAGAGGGUGGCCACCAGGGAAGUAAAGUGUACGCUGUAGAAGCUGCUUGGUUGUGGCAGAAAGGAGGCGGCAAGCGAUGGAAAGCGAAUUGA
Glarea lozoyensis ATCC 20868 is the source of this 1308-nucleotide messenger RNA. RefSeq lists its product as uncharacterized. The record is from RefSeq and is a predicted model, not a curated record. The transcript has a single exon. Gene Ontology annotation, biological process: transcription by RNA polymerase II. Gene Ontology annotation, cellular component: nucleus. Lineage: Eukaryota; Fungi; Ascomycota; Leotiomycetes; Helotiales; Helotiaceae. The coding region runs from base 1 to 1308 and encodes 435 amino acids.